This is a messenger RNA of Spodoptera litura, 2710 nucleotides long. RefSeq names its product SRY-box transcription factor sox21b (gene Sox21b). Gene Ontology annotation, cellular component: nucleus. The record is from RefSeq and is a predicted model, not a curated record. NCBI's taxonomy places the organism in Eukaryota, Metazoa, Arthropoda, Insecta, Lepidoptera, Noctuidae. Gene Ontology annotation, molecular function: DNA-binding transcription activator activity, RNA polymerase II-specific; RNA polymerase II cis-regulatory region sequence-specific DNA binding. Gene Ontology annotation, biological process: negative regulation of transcription by RNA polymerase II; neuron differentiation; brain development.
AUUGUGUCGAGCGAGCGACGGACGCGCGGAGCUCGCGCUCGUUUGAUUUGCAACACGCGAUACGAUAACGCAAACCGAGUUAAUCGAUCGUGUAAUAACAGUAACGUAUACAAUGAUAACAGUUGUUUAUAAUUACUGAUAAUUUGUUUGUUUUUCGUAUUGAGAUUUGUGUGUGUAGUGCCGGCGGGACUUUUUUGAAACGUGAUUGAAAGGCUUCAUCGUGGAUCUGGAGUUACAUCAGCGUGCCAGCGGGCACUUUAUGAGUGCCGCUGGUGCGAUGUGCGACCGAACUGGCUUCGGGUCAUCCAUGGGGCAUUUCCCUAUGGGCCCCAUGUCCGCCAUGGGAGCCAUAGGGACUAUGAGCUCGAUCUCCGCGAUGAACGGACCUCAGCAGAAGAAAGUCCAGGAGGAACAUAUAAAAAGACCUAUGAACGCCUUCAUGGUGUGGUCGAGGCUACAGAGGCGGAAGAUUGCUCAGGAUAACCCGAAGAUGCAUAAUUCGGAGAUUUCUAAGAGAUUAGGAGCUGAAUGGAAGCUUCUCUCAGAAGACGAGAAGCGGCCCUUCAUAGAUGAAGCGAAGCGCAUCAGAGCUAUGCACAUGAAGGAGCACCCUGACUACAAGUACCGACCGCGAAGGAAGCCCAAGACCCUGAGGAAGGAGGGGUAUCCUUACUCCAUACCCUAUCCUAGCGUGCCCAUGGAUGCCCUUAGAGCUGGUAUGGCAGGCGGUGGCAUGGGUCAAGCAAUGGGAGGCUACUAUGGAGCGGCAUAUGGUCCACUAGGAGCCAGUAUGGCGGCCGCUGCUGCUGCAGCAGCUCAGCAGAAUGCUAUCAGCGCUGCCUUAACUCCUAACCCACAGGUUGGCUCAUCAAUGGACAUGUCGAAGUACUCGAUAGAAGCAGAAAAAUACCGCAGUUACGGUAUGUACCCAGACCCCUCUCGAGGAUACCUGGACUCCGCAGCCCUAUCCAAGGCAUACAUGUACAUGGAUCAGCAGCAACAACGCUCCUACCCAGUCGACAUCAGUAAAAUGUACUCUGAAGCAUCAGCAGCCGCCAUGGCAGGACUUAGCUCCGUAAACUCAGCUCCAUCCAGUCUCUCCCCACGAUCCCCUACUGAUUCCCCAGACAUGACCCCCAAAGCCCAAGACAGGACCGAAGGCUCCUCGUCAUCAGGGUCAAACCCCUCCCCUUCUCUCCCCUACUACCAAGGAUCCUCGAGUAUCCUCAUGCCUCAGUACCCCGGACAGUACCCACAAAGCACCCAAGGAGGGCCCGAGUUCCGACGACCACUCACAGUCAUAUUUUGACCUGAAACCUAGUUUGUUGUUGUUGAUUUUUAUUUAUUUGUUUAUUUUUAUAGUUUUCGAACGACUGCGUUUUUUACGUUAGUUUUUCUAUUGAAUUUUAGGGAUAUAUAGGUCUUUUUUUAAUUGAAAUUUGACGAAUUUCGUCUUUAUAUUAUUGGUAUAAUUCCAAGUGAUUUGUCAAAAUUAUAUGAAAGAUUAUUUUCUAUUUGAAAGAUUAGAUUUUUUUAUUACAAUGCGAGUUUUAAAGACUAAAUUGUUCCGAAUUUUUGGUCAUUUGAAACGUGUAUUUUAUUCUUAUUUCGUACUCCCAAAGUUCCUUCUUAAUUUCUUCGGAAAUAGAUUAAAAUUAUUAGAUAUUAAUAUGUGUAUAGGUUUGUCAGCCUACUUGUACAUUGUGAAUAUAGUUAGUUGAUAAAUAAGAUCUGUCUCUUUAUCGAUGAAAACUUAAAUAUUUUUUUAAUUAUGCUUAGAUACUUAGCAAAUUUACCUAGAAAAAAAUAUUGGUAAAUGGGAACAUCCAUAAUACCUCUAUAUUACAUACUUCUGCAUAUAACAUUGCAUAUAAUGAAGGCCAUUUUCUCUGAAAAUUCAAUCGAAUUAAUACCUACUUAUAAAAAAAUAUUUAAAUUUUCAUCGACAAAAUCACAUUUUAUCGUAAUUAUUGUGUCAAUAACACUAGGUAUAAACAUUUCAAUAAAUAUUAUGUCAAAUCUCGACAUUACAAAAACAUUUUUUGAAUAAGCCAUAGUGUUAUUUUCACAAUGAUUUAUUGGAAUUUUUAAAGUCCAAUUAAUUACAACGAGUUUUGAUAUUAUUUGUAAAUAUAGUUAAAAAUAAUUGUUAUAUUUUUGUCUCUAGAUUCCUACGUGUCAUUUUGUAAAAUAUUAAAAAAAAAUGUUUAAAUGUCUAAACUGUAAGAAGAUAUCGUAAUAUUUGUUCAUUGACGUUUGUAUAAAAACCGUUACGAUUUGAUUCUAUCCGCCAUUUUUAUUAAUUUUGAAAAUAUGGACUGAUUUUAACUUUGUAUAACAGCCUUUUUUUUUAAUAAACAAAUAGUUUUUACCACAGAUUAUUUAAAAAUUAUUCUGCUUAUAUUCCUGUGAAAGUUACAUUCCAUUAGAUAUUUUUUUUGUAAAUUAAUCUGUGUUUUAUAACUAUGGUUUUUCUUUGUUCGUCUACAUUCCAUUUUUUAAGUUAAUGAUUUGUUUUGAAUAUGAAUUAGUACAAUAUUCAGUAACUUAUGAAUAAUUUAAAACCAUGCAAUCCGAGUUGUUCUUGGUACUUUUAAAAUAACGGCCAUGUUUUAUUCCAUUUGCAUUUAUAAGUUGCCAUAUCAAAUAAUUACUUAUUACAUUUUUUUUACUGCAACACAUUUCGAUUUAAGUAAAAUAUAUCCUGUAA